This is a messenger RNA of Haemonchus placei, 852 nucleotides long. Lineage: Eukaryota; Metazoa; Nematoda; Chromadorea; Rhabditida; Trichostrongylidae. The record is from the annotation of a GenBank genome assembly.
AUGUCCGAGGCCUGGGUUACACUUGCCACCCACGAUGGCUACGCUCAAGGAGCGCUCGUCUUAGCGCAUUCACUUAAAGCUGCUGGAACGACCAAGAAACUUCACUGUAUGCUUACAGAAGCGGUGUCUCCUGGCCUUCGCUCUGAAUUAGCAGCCCAGUUCGAUGAAGUGACAUACGUAAAUGUAUUGGACAGCAACGAUCAGGAAAAUCUUGCCCUGAUAAAUCGACCCGAUCUUGGUGUCACAUUCACAAAACUUCACUGCUGGCGAUUGACGCAAUACACAAAGGCCGUAUUUUUAGACGCCGAUACGAUGGUACUGCAAAAUGCUGACGAGCUGUUUGAACGACCCGAAUUCUCAGCUGCUGCCGACAUUGGAUGGCCAGAUUGCUUCAACAGCGGUGUUUUCGUUUACGUACCAAGCCUCGAAACCUAUCGCCGCCUGUUGGCAUUUGCCAUCUCUCAUGGCUCAUUUGAUGGAGGUGAUCAGGGUCUUUUGAAUGAGUUUUUCGCUGGAUGGCGCGACUUGCCGGCGAUCCACCGGCUGCCGUUCAUCUACAACAUGACAGCCGGCUCAUUUUACACGUAUGCAGCUGCUUUUAAGAGGUUUGGUGCUUCAACGAAAAUAGUACACUUUAUCGGAGCUGACAAGCCAUGGCAUGGAUCGUCAGCAGCUCAAGGUGCUCAUCUGGAAAUGUGGAGACAAAUCCAUCAGCAGAAUGUUGCUGCUUAUACGCCAUCUCCCACUGAUGAAGAAAGACUCCGAGCAUGGGAAGCUGGCCAUCCGGAUUUCAUGGGUCGUGACGCCUUUGCCAAUAUUCAGGCAGCGCUCGAUCGUGCCCUCCAAGAGUGA